GGCAGAGAGACAGGAAGGACAUGUUGGACCGGCUGCAGUCCUGAACUCCACAUCUGUCCUCCCGCGAUGGAUUUCGUGCUGAGCGGAGUUGCGGCGUGCGGAGCAUGUCUGUUCACCAACCCGCUGGAGGUCGUCAAAACGCGAAUGCAGCUCCAGGGAGAGCUCCAGAGCCGGGGCACUUACCAGGUUUAUUAUCGUAACGUUUUCCACGCUUUUUACACCAUCGGUAAAGUGGACGGACUGGCCGGCUUACAGAAAGGACUGGCGCCCGGCCUGGUGUAUCAGUUCUUUAUGAAUGGAGUCCGGCUCGGCUCGUACGCCAUCAUUGAGUCCUCCGGUUACAUCCACACGAACGGACGGGUCAGCGCGGUGAAAACCACGUUAGCGGGGGCAGUGGCCGGAGUGGUGGGAGCCGUGAUGGGCAGCCCCGUAUACUUGGUGAAGACUCAUCUGCAGAGUCAGUCCACCUCCUCUAUUGCAGUGGGACAUCAGUAUAAACACCAGGGAAUGGUCCAAGCUCUGGCAGCGAUCUACAGGCAGCAUGGCAUUCUGGGACUGUGGAGGGGCUCCAGUGCUGCUGUACCCAGGGUCAGCGUGGGGUCAGCUACACAACUCUCUACCUUCUCCUCUUCCAAGGAGCUUGUGAUUGACCUACAGGUGUUCUCAAAGGACAGCUGGUUGGUGGCCCUAAGUGCCGGCAUGAUCAGCAGUGUGGUGGUGGUGAUGGCUAUGACGCCAUUUGAUGUAGUGAGCACGCGACUCUACAACCAGCCCGUGGAUCACUUGGGCAAGGGACAGCUCUAUAAAGGAUUUGCUGACUGCUUUUCCAAGACGCUGAGGAAGGAGGGCUUGAUGGGACUCUACAAAGGCUUGGGAGCGUCUUAUUUCCGGCUUGGGCCACACACCAUUCUGUCUUUGUUCUUCUGGGAUGAACUGCGCAAGCAGUACCAGGAGUUCAGAUAACAUCAGGGACAAGGAAAUGGGAAAUGGGUAACUCAUUAAGCUCUGAGUGCAUAUGUUAAAUGAGUCCUCAUUUAAUGAGUUCACUAUUAUGAAGUAAAAGAAAAACCAGGCGAUGCUGCUGUCCUUUCUUAAAGGGAAAGAGAAAGAGCAAAGGUUACAUUAUACACUCCAAUGAGAAAACACAGUCAAAAUGCAUCAGAGAGAAGGUGAAAAUGUCAAAACGGAUAUCAGAGAGAUAUCAUAAAAGAUUUGACUUAGUGACAAAUAUGCACAGAUGUGAAGAUAACUUAUAUAGGAACUUAGAAGAUAACGCAAUAGACCUCAUACUUGAUGUCCUCCAGGACAAAUGCAACAAAACCUCAUGGCUCUUUUAAAGCUCUCCAAAAUAUAUGAAAUAAUCUGCUCUGAACUGGUCCUUCCUGAGAAAAUUAAUGGAUUGUGCCAACACAUGUUAACACAGGUAACAGUCUAAACUAGUGUAUUCAAAGGGAAACAUACAGUAUGAUGAAACAAAGAUAAAAGUAAAUGCUGCUGUUUAAUCAAGAGUAAAGAAAUGUGCUAGUCAUACAAAAGCAAAUGACCUGCAGUAGCCUUGUAUUUACUGGAGGCAACGCAGAGUGUAAUAUGUCAACAGAAGUAAGACUUCUGGGCAUUUCCUGUAAGCAACUUUGCCUUCAAGGUAAGAAGUGUUCUUAAAGCAAAGAGAACCUGCUUAUAACUAAUCUAGUCAGUAUAAACUUUGUUCAAACCCACAUAACUUAUUUUACAUUUUAAUGGAGUUUCCAAAUGCAACAAAUAUGUUAGGCCGAGUUUUGGAGAAAAUGUUUAUAAAAUGAAGUCCUGACUUUGAAUAUUUCACUUGGUGUAAACAUCAUAUAGCUUUUAUUAAAUAACUGGAACAGAAUAUAUUAAUUUAUAUUGUAUAUAUCACAGUAAGGAUAAUUUUUUAGAACCUCAAAUGGAAAAAAGGGAAAAGACAUCAGAUUUGAGUUACAUUAUUGUUGUUUUUUACAAAUGCCUUCAAUAUGCUGUAUCGUCCAGUUUAUUGGUGAAUAUUGUACAUAUCAAUCAUUCUGACCAGCGUACUGAUAUGUACAAACGCAGUUUAGUGCGUCAUUGUCAGAAUUAUUUUAUUUCUUUAUGCAUCUUUAUUUAUUUUUAUAGGGACAAAUACAUAAUAUUUAUUGAUUGUUACGCCACUUAUGCCUAGAUGGGCUUUUUUAGAAUAAUAAAUAGUGCAAUAUUAGAAUAGAUGAUAAAAUCACUAACAAGAAAAACAGUAGAUAAUGUUAAGUACAGUAAAAGUAGAUAAAGAAAGACCUGGUAUUUUUAACUUAAAAACUAAAUUAGUUGACUUUAAGUUCAUGUAUCAUUUGUGCUACAUGGCUUUAUCAUCAUCAUGUACAGGGUAAUGCCAGGAGAAGCUUGCCAGUGCAGUUUGAUUUGUAAGUUUCCGUUUAAAUUGACUCAUUUAUCUUCUGUAUGUUUGCAAAAUCUGUGAUUUGAGAUACUUGCUGUUCCUGUCCCACCACUAAUAUCCAUUAAUUCAUGUGACCUUUUAGUAUAUUGAGAUCAUCCUGAUUCAGAACAUCGUUCCAGUGCUCCUUACAAAGAGCACUCUCCAAGGUUGCCAGAUCAGUUCAGUUCAAAGUUGACAAAAAAAUGUAAAUACCAAAAUAAAUUUACAAUCUUAACUGUGAAAAUAGCAUUGAUACGAAAAGCUACUUACAAAAUGGUAUGCCUUAAUCCAGAAUGAAAUAAAUUUAAAUAAUUGUCAGAGAGUAUAUUUUGUAAUUCAAGUUGAACUUGCAAGUUUGGUUUAAAUCAAAUUUAUAAUUGUAACUUCUUUUAUUUAUUUUUUGUUUGGUACAUUUAUCUAAUCAAUUGAUAAUGAAAUCAUCAAAAUUAAUACUUCUACCUGAUGUAUUUGAUAUUGUUACUAUAAUAUUUACUGUCUAACAUUUAAGCCAUUAUUUAUUACAGUGUGUUGUUAUGGCCUUUGAAAAAUAAUUCAGUUCAAGACAGGAGUAAAAAACACUAAUCUUAAAUUAUUUUGGUAUUGAUGUGAAUGAAUAUCAGUCAUGUCAGUCAUGUUCAUCAUGUACCUACUAUAAUUUUACGAUGUCCAGCUCAGCAUGAGCAUGUUACUUAGCAGCUUAAAAUAGGCUUAUAGCGUAAAGGCAGAUGACAUGAUGAGUUGAGUUUUUCUUCACACAGUUAGAAAAGGGCGUUCCACUGACUUCAACAGCUCUGUGUCAUUAUUGGUACAGCUCCAGUGUGCGGUAGACUAAUGGUUUUGUGAAGCUUUUGCAGAUUAUUCUGAUCACCGUGAAAUGGACUGUGUUAACAUUGUGAACACUGUUUAUCGUGACGUGUUAUAAAUGUACUGUAGCUUUAUGAGCACAUAUUUGUCAUCUUACAUAAUACAACACAGGAGACAAUGUUAUUUGAGUUCAUUUGUAUUAUGAAGCUUUGGUCUCCUUAUAUUGCCAUGUAAGACUUUGUAACUUCUCGAUGUAAUGCAGUUAAUCUGUGAAUGAUUCCUGUCAAACAAACUUUGUGCCAAAACGUUUGCAGUUCGUUUAGUUCACAUCAAGCCAAAUGAACAAUUUUCAGUGGUUCAGACACCAAGUAGUACUGAAAACUCCAAACUGAACUGGCUGAAACAGAUUAGAAACUAGACUGUGUGAACAAUUACUGCUACGUAAAAGACCCCUCAGUAAAAUCUAUUCAGGAGUGAAAAACAUUACCAAGUACACCUAAAUUCUUAAUAUAGUAUGCUGUCCACUACCUUGAAUAAAUAAAUGAAUAGAAACCUGUUAACAGUGGUCUACAAUGACUCCAAACUCCAAACUUACUGGAUAAUUUAUAUAUUUUAGGUGCCUGGGGAAUGAAGGAGAGAGGUUGUGGGAGGACUGAUUAUGUAUAGUACAUGCAAUAAUGUUAUUUUUAGUUUUUAUACAUUUGUCAGGAGAUUGCUUAUUUGCAGAUGGUUCCACUGUAAAGUUGCUGAUGACUUGCAAAUGUAUAAUGGCUGUUACAUGCAGUGGCGUGGCUAUGUCUCACAAAUGUGUUACUAAUUGCACCAUGUCUGUGCAACGGACUUAAAUUAUCACUUUUUAUUGACGAA
Messenger RNA from Micropterus dolomieu (smallmouth bass), 4093 nucleotides. RefSeq names its product solute carrier family 25 member 35 (gene slc25a35). Lineage: Eukaryota; Metazoa; Chordata; Actinopteri; Centrarchiformes; Centrarchidae. The transcript is spliced from 5 exons. The record is from RefSeq and is a predicted model, not a curated record. The coding region runs from base 67 to 963 and encodes 298 amino acids.